Molecule: messenger RNA, 1443 nt
Organism: Fundulus heteroclitus (mummichog)
Lineage: Eukaryota; Metazoa; Chordata; Actinopteri; Cyprinodontiformes; Fundulidae
Exons: 2
Coding region: 107-1078 (323 amino acids)
Biological process (GO): DNA integration
Molecular function (GO): nucleic acid binding
Source: RefSeq, a predicted model, not a curated record
UAAGCCGAUCAGGUCACCAAAGCUGGAGGAACGACGCCAGACUACACGAGAUGAUGCUGAACUCCAAAAAGUAAUCACAUUCAUCAGAAAAGGGUGGCCUCGUUAUAUGUCAGAGGGCUCACUAAUGCAUGGAUACUAUGCAGCCAGAAGCCACCUAUUGGAGUUGGAUGGGCUGGUCCUUUAUCACGACCGUAUUGUAGUUCCAACAGCACUCCGAGCUGGUGUUUUGGACCAACUACAUGAAGGCCACCAGGGCCUCACCAAGUGUCGUGAGCGUGCAAAGUUGACGGUGUGGUGGCCGAAGAUUGGUGCCCAGAUCACAAACAAAGUGAAGUUCUGUGACUUUUGCAGAGAGCACAAACCUACACAGAGACACAAACCACUGAUGACAACUUCCCUGCCCGGUUGUCCAUGGCAGAGAAUUGGAGUUGACCUGUUUGUGCUUGAGGGUAAGACGUAUCUCGUUGCUGUUGAGUACUUUUCCAGAGACAUUGAAAUUGCUUCCCUCACCACCGCUUCCAGCACCCAGGUUAUCAACAAGCUCAAACACAUGUUUGUGAGAUGGGGCAUCCCGCUAAAACUCGUCAGCGACAAUGGGACACAGUUUACAUCUGCAGAGUUCCAGGAAUUCAAGCAGAGAUAUGGGUUCACUCACACAACCUCAAGCCCCCAUUACCCGCAAUCUAACGGAGCUGCAGAAAGGGCUGUUCAGACUGCAAAGUACAACCUUAAACAACCUGACCCCUGUUUAGCUCUUAUGAGUUACCGCUCCACACCAGUGGCGGCAACAGGUUGUAGUCCAGCGCAGCUUAUGACUGGCCGACAGAUCCGCACCACUGUUCCUGUCCUGGAGAAGACAUUGAUGCCAAGUGCAGUCAACCCAGACCUGGUUCACAUGAAAGAUGCCAAGGCUAAAGAUUCUUACAGAUUCUUCUACAACCGCAGAUAUUCGGCUCGCCCUCUUCCCGACCUUCUCCCUGGUCAAAAUGUGAGAGUGAAACUUGAUGGGGAAAAUGGGUGGACAACACCUGCCAAAGUCAUCAACAAGUCCAAGGAGCCGAGAUCCUACUUUGUAUAAAUGGCCAACGGGACUGUGACCCGUCGCAACAGACGUCACCUUCAGGAGGCCCUUGGGACGGAUAUUCCUGUGGCACAACGUUUGGCUGACUCUGCGGCACCACAGCAGGACUGCAGAUCCCCAGCUACAGAGGUGGCCAUACCAUCUGAACAACCAUCAAAUCAGCCAGCGGCGAGUCCUCCCACAAAAUCCUCCUUCCCACCAACUACUCCUGUGAGAACAACUUCCAGAGGACGUGAAAUAAAGCUGCCUCUGAGAUUCAGAGACUAUAAGUGUUAAAAGGGCAGAAUAAUCCCUAUCAGGACUGAGGGCAGUCUACCCCCAUGAUGUCCUGUAUUGUUCUGUGUCGAAUUUGUUGAAACUGA